Messenger RNA from Hymenoscyphus albidus, 3329 nucleotides. The record is from the annotation of a GenBank genome assembly. Lineage: Eukaryota; Fungi; Ascomycota; Leotiomycetes; Helotiales; Helotiaceae.
GUAAACCGGCCCGACCAUUUGUCCUUCAGUACCCUGCCCUAUAUACUAGAUCCUUGGCAUACUAGGCAGGGAGCAAAGCUUGAGGUGAAGGGCUGCUAUCUCACGUGACUACCGGGACGCAGAUCACAGCAAUGCGCAUGACGGAGGUUCAUCUGGUUGAAAUUUAAUCAGAAAUAGAGCAUUCAUGUCCCAGCGAAUCUCUCAGCCAUUCUGUGCACUUCCGCUCACGACCUCCGGGCCCACUGGUCUUCGUUCGCCUGGUUUUCCCUGAGAAGUCUGGCCCGUUUAUCAACACGCCUCGAGUGGAGUCGAGUCGGUUGUCUCGCUCUUGUUGUCAAGUCAAGCAAGCAAGCAAAACUCCUGUUUUGGACGCGCUAUCAACGGCAACUAGAGACUAGAGCCCUCCCCCAACAACCCUUUGCCCUUUUCACCGCAACCUCCUUCAUCAACCAAAAAUGGCAGCUCUCGGCGAAGACUUGCUCGGCAUAGUAAACAAGUUGCAGGAUUUGGUCUUCAAUACCAUCGGAAAUGAUAGCUUGGAUCUGCCCCAGAUUGUAUGUGCUUGCUUCCAAGGGCUGGAAAGGAUAAGGCAUAGGUGAUCUUUGGCUAACUCACUCGAAGGUGGUGGUAGGUUCACAGUCCGCCGGUAAAUCCUCCGUUCUCGAGAACAUCGUCGGAAAAGAUUUUUUGCCUCGUGGAAGUGGUAUCGUCACUCGAAGACCUCUGAUUCUCCAACUCAUAAACGUCCCAUCCGACGAUGAAGACGGACCACCACCAGAGCAAGAAUGGGCCGAGUUUCACCACAUCCCCAACAGAAGAUUUACCGAAUUUCAAGAUGUCAAGCGAGAGAUUGAGAAUGAAACGGCACGGAUAGCUGGAAACAACAAGGGAAUCAGUCGUUCGCCAAUAAACCUCAAAAUCUACUCCCCGCAUGUUCUUAGUUUAACACUGGUGGAUCUUCCUGGGUUGACAAAGGUAACAAUUUGCUUGUGCCUUUUGGUUCGUAGAGAUCUAUGGCUGAUACGAGCUUUAUAGGUCCCGAUUGGAGAUCAGCCAACAGAUAUCGAGAAGCAGACCCGAAAUCUGAUUUCUGAAUUUAUUGCCAAGCCGAACAGUAUAAUUCUUGCUGUAUCUCCUGCGAACGUCGAUAUUGUGAACUCGGAAGCACUGAAACUUGCCCGCCAUGUUGACCCGCUAGGCCGAAGAACUAUUGGAGUUCUGACCAAAAUUGAUCUUAUGGACCAUGGAACAAAUGCCAUGGAUAUCCUGUCAGGACGGGUCUAUCCUUUGAAGCUUGGUUUCAUUGGUAUCGUUAAUCGAUCCCAACAAGAUAUUCAGGGUAGCAAGCCUCUGUCAGAGGCCUUAAAGUCGGAAAUGGACUUUUUCAAGCACCACCCAGCAUAUCGGAAUAUGGCACACAAAUGCGGAACUAUGUUCCUGGCAAAGAGUUUGAAUACAACUCUGAUGGCGCACAUUCGGGAAAGACUGCCAGACAUUAAGGCUAGGUUAAACACCUUGAUGGGACAAACCCAACAGGAGCUAGCUAGCUACGGAGACAUGCAUUUCAGCGGAAGGGAACACCGAGGAUCUUUAGUAUUGCAACUAAUGACUAGAUUUGCGACGUCUUUCAUUUCGUCGAUAGACGGUACAUCGACGGAUAUUUCCACCAAAGAACUCUGUGGUGGUGCCCGGAUAUACUACAUUUUCAACUCGGUUUUUGGAAAUUCCUUGGAAACGAUUGACCCCACAACAAAUCUCUCCGCUCUCGAUAUUCGAACUGCAAUCCGAAACUCGACUGGUCCCAGACCAAGUUUGUUUGUCCCCGAGCUUGCUUUUGAUCUCCUAGUAAAGCCUCAAAUCAAACUUCUCGAGGUACCGGCUCAGAGAUGUGUUGAACUUGUCUAUGAGGAGCUCAUCAAGAUUUGUCACACUUGUGGCUCCACAGAGCUAACUCGAUUCCCUCGGCUACAAGCAAAACUGAUAGAAGUUGUGUCGGAUCUGCUCCGUGAACGUCUUGGGCCUGCUUCGAGCUAUGUCGAAUCGUUGAUUUCGAUACAACGUGCAUAUAUUAACACAAACCAUCCAAAUUUCUUGGGAGCUGCCGCUGCUAUGAGCAACGUCGUAUCAAACAAGCAAGAAAAGGAAAGAAAACGACUCCUACAAGAAGAACGAGAACGACGUGAAAAAAGACGGCAGAAGGAACUAGGGACCAAUGGUUUGGAUACACCUGAAGAAGAAGAAGAGCAUGCCGGUGAAAAGCUCGAGAAUUUACCGGCGCGGAAACAACUUCAACACAAACAAGGUACUCGAAGUAUGUCUCCCGCGAUUCGCGAGAAUGGUAUAACGGCAGCGAUGAACGGUAUGCGAUCAGGAGGGGAAUUUGGCGGUCAGCCUGCUGGUGGACGAGAUUCAUUCUUAAACUACUUUUUCGGCAAAGAUGGUGCGCCAACAUCAGGUCCUGGUGCACCACAAGCUCCCUCACCAACUUCAAACCUUGGAAGGCAUGUUAGCCAAAGCGCUGAGCCUAUUUUCAGUCAAAGUAUUCGCAGACAAGAGGAGCGAGUACAUAGAACACCAGCUCAGCAAGCCCGUGAAGAUGAUUUUGAACUCGGCAGAACUCAGAGAGACUAUGACUAUAACUCGCCAUUCGUAAGUCGCCUAAAGUUCGUCUAUGUAGCUAUAAGCAUAACUGACACUCAACAGGGCAACAGUAAUGAACCAGCGCUCACAGACCGAGAAGCUAUGGAAACAGAAUUAAUUCGUGCACUCAUCUCAUCAUAUUUCAACAUUGUCCGCGAGUCCAUCGCAGAUCAAGUUCCCAAGGCUGUUAUGCAUCUUUUGGUAAACCACUCCAAAGAAUCAGUCCAGAACCGUCUGGUGAGCGAGCUCUACAAGGAUUCCCUCUUCGAAGAGCUCUUGUACGAGGAUGAUGUGGUGAAGAAGGAGCGCGAGAAGUGCGAGAAGAUGCUCAAGACAUAUAAAGAGGCAUCCAAGAUCAUUGGAGAAGUUGGGAUAUAGAAACGUGAAACGAAUGGGAUGUCUAAUGUUACAGUGGUUGCAUGUUUUGGCGCACGCAGGCAAGCGAUUCGGUUCGGUUAGGGAUGAAGCAGAACCGCUUUGUAAAAUACUCUAUUGUUCUGUAUUUUUUCCGACUCUGCUUUGGGCUCGGACCUUGGGCGGAACUGUCUAUACAUAAAGAACUCUAACUCACUCACGGAAUUUCGUCAUCAAAAGACGGAAGCGUUGGAUUUUUUUCCAAUACAUCUAGUCUCAAAAAAUGAACUGGUCAAGCAUUUCGUGUUCCCUCGUACGCAUUGCAUAUUCACUAA